Messenger RNA from Vespa velutina, 2634 nucleotides. RefSeq lists its product as uncharacterized. The record is from RefSeq and is a predicted model, not a curated record. Gene Ontology annotation, molecular function: odorant binding; olfactory receptor activity. Bases 61 to 2574 code for a protein of 837 amino acids. Gene Ontology annotation, biological process: sensory perception of smell; detection of chemical stimulus involved in sensory perception of smell. The transcript has 9 exons. Gene Ontology annotation, cellular component: plasma membrane. Lineage: Eukaryota; Metazoa; Arthropoda; Insecta; Hymenoptera; Vespidae.
CUUACUACUCGUCCCUUUCAUAAAGGGAUAAAAGAAGAAUCCAUAGCGGAGAAGCUCAGAAUGACGACGAGAAAGAAGGACGAGUAUGAAAUCGAGGUGAAUUAUUUAAAUCGAGUCUGCGGCAAGUUGCUCCAAAUAUUAGGCAUUUUUAAUCAUUCGAAGGAGCCUACUUCCUUCUUCGUAAGAUUUACAAAGUUCCUUUCUAUUUCGGUUUGCUAUGCUUUGGUUUUCUUCCUUCUCGUACCUUCGAUACUUCACAUAAUACUGAUCGAACAGAACGUUCAUACGAAAUUAAAAAAAAUUCCACUACUCUCCUACAACGUGUUACUUCUCUUCAAGUACCAUUACUUAAUGAUGAAACGAGACCAUAUCGAACGAUGCAUGAAAUUAGUCGAAACAGGUAUGAUGGGAGUCGUGAAUCUUUAUCAUCGGGAUAUAAUAUUGAAAAAGACAAAGUAUGGAAAGCGUUUGUUCAUUGCCAUAUGCGUUUUCCUUCAUAUCACUGUUCUCUUCUGGCGUCUUUUAGUACCUCUUGUCAAAGGAAGGAUCGUCAUUGCUGAAAAUGUUACGAUCAGGCCAUUACCUAGCCCUAAUUAUUUUUUUAAUUUCAUCGACGAUCAGGUCAGUCCUUUCUACGAGAUUAUAUUUUUCCUUCAAUGUGCGGAAGGUUGUGUUACGAUUUAUACGAACAUCGUGAUAUGCACCCUCGCCGUCAUUUUCGUCAUGCACGCGUGCAGCCAACUCGAAAUAUUUAUCGAUCUUCUCGAGGCCAUCGUUACGUGUAAAAAAUCCACUGAAAAAACCAUUGAAGAAGAGGACAUUAAUGCGAAAUUGAUAAUUGCCGUGAAACAUCACAUAGGAGUACGAAACUUUCUUCAAAUGAUCGAAAGUACUAUGAAUCCGUUGUAUUUCAUGGAUAUAUUUGGCUGUAGCAUGACGCAAUGUAUGUUGGGUUAUUGUCUGGCAACUGAUUGGGAUCGUCAAAAUAUGAAGAAGGUUUUUCCAUACAUAAUUUCCAUCGCGUCUAUCACAGUUCAAAUCUUUGUAUUUUGUUACGUUGGACAGCUGCUCAUGUUACAGGACGAGAAGGUAGCUUUGAAAACUUGCGUACUCGAGUGGCAUCGCAUUCCGUAUAAGAAAGCGAAGAACAUCAUACCGAUAAUAAUUGUAUCGAAUCAUCGCAUGAAAAUCACUGCAGGAAGCGUAAUGGAACUUUCUCUUCAAACUUUUGGACAAAUUCAGACACGCAAGCGCAAUUUCCAAGUUGCUCGACGAAUCGGCCAUACUGGUCGAACAUUGGAGAUCGGUGCGAGAUCUCAACCUAGAGUUCUCGAACGGGUCGUACGACGUGAAAGAAGUAUGUGCUCGAAGGAGAAUUACGAGGAUGAUUUGCGUUAUGCGAUAGGGCCUAAUCGUUACGUACUUCUUUCUCUCGGAAUCCGAAUAACGUAUCAGCAAGUAGACAAGCGAGAAUCGUUCUUACUCAAAAGUUCGCGAUUACUUUUGAUCCUUCUCAAUUUCAUCAUUAUACUUUACGUUGUGAUACCUGGUUUUCUACAUAUCUUUUUAAAAGAGACGAGUACAUAUGGAAAGAUUCGAGUGAUCCAACCCAUCCUGUAUUCCUCUAUGGCCCUAGCGAAAUAUACUGUACUCGUCUUCUCUAUCGAACGAACGAAUAUUUGCUUGAAGUAUGUGAUAGAGGACUGGAAAAACGCAGUGGACACUUAUAUCCGAGAUACGAUGAAAAAAAAGGCGAUAAUAGGAAGGCGUUUUUUCAUUAUAUGUGGUUCGCUCAUGUACGGAAGUGGCAUACUCUUUAGAGGUAUCAUACCUUUAACCAGGGGGAAGAUUACGAUCAAUGAGAAUCUUACCAUCAGACCUUUACCUUGUCCUUGCUAUUUCCUCUUCUUCGAUCCACAACUUAGUCCAGCUUACGAGAUCGUUUAUUUUCUUCAAUGUCUCUCCGGUAUGGUCACAUAUUCGAUCACAACCGCUGUAUGUGGACUCGCAGCUUUCUUAAUUCUACAUAUUUGCGGACAACUCGAGAUCUUGGUGAUGUUGAUGGAGAGGAUGGUCGAAAAAACGAAUCUUCCGAGUGAGAAGGUGAACGCCAAAAUUGCUCUCGCCGUUGAACAUCAGAUAAAAGUUCGGGGCUUUUUAGGAGCGGUGGCGCAUUCCCUGCAACAAAUUUGCUUAAUCGAAAUAAUGGGAUGUACCCUGAUGGUAUGCCUGUUGUCCUAUAACAUAAUGACGGAAUGGACGAAUCAUAAUCUUGCUAUUGUUUUCAUGUACAGCAUAGCAUUAUCCUCUAUUAUAUGUAACAUAUUCAUAUUGUGUUACAUUGGCGAACAACUGACGUUACAGGCGGAAAAAGUGGCCAGGACAUCGUGCACUCUCGAUUGGUAUAAUCUUCCUUCGAAAGAACUGUCGGGUCUCGUUUUGGUGAUCGCAAUAUCUAAUCGUCCAGUGAAGAUCACCGCUGGAAACAUAGUCGAACUUUCCCUUCAAACUUUCGGUAACGUCAUCAAAACAGCCGCGACUUAUUGCAAUAUGUUACGAGCCGUUACAUCGUGAAUUUCGCUCGUGCAUUAAAUCGUAGAGAAAAAUAAGAAAAGAAAAGAAAUUAUGUAAAUG